AUGGCCCAGUCGCUGCAAAUCAUGCUUCAGGUCCAAUUAGUGAAAAAAAUCGCCAUCCUUUUCAACUGGGAUCGAGCUAAGAUCUGCAAUUCGCUUCCAUAUCAGAUCUACCAGAAAGUACUAGGUGCCCUCUACGCCUUGAAUGUGAUUAUACAUGGUGCUCAGCGGAUGCCCAUGGCGCUUACUGUCGUUUUGCCUACAGCUGCAGCAGCGUUCCUAGCAAGUCAGAUGAUCAGUGUGGCGUAUAAAAGGCUUAAUGGUGUGUUUUACUCCACCUCCAAGUAUGUACCCUUGACGUCCAUUAAGGUAAUUGCGGAUUACCAGGAGGUAAUGCGUAUCCAGGGAGUCCUUGGUAUACAUUUGCGAGUGUGUGCUUCUCGAAUUGCAAACUACAGCAAUAUCGUGUUGCAUAACAAUCUACUAGAAAAAUCGACAUAUACUCUGGAUAUUCAAGCCACUAUGGUGGUCAAGUCUGCUAUGCUGCUGUAUCAGGUUGAGAUGGUAAUGCGGCUUGUGGAGAUUAUGCUGACUGGUAUCAAGAAGGUUUCUAAUGCUGGCCAUAACCUCAAGCAGGAGCUACCUUUACUUUCAAAAUACUUCGUCUAUACUGGACUUCCACGCGAGGCACCUACGACCAUCGAGGAAUCGCAGUCACUCCAGAGCUGGCCAACCGAUGGCACUGUCGAGUUCAGGAAUUACAGCAUGAGAUAUCGCGAGAAUCUGGACACUGUUCUGAAUGACAUUUCGUUUUCAGUUGGCUGCAAGGAGAAAGUUGGUAUCGUUGGACGCACUGGUGCUGGCAAGUCGUCGCUGACAUACGCACUACUGCGCCUAAUCGAGCCAGCAGGUGGCUCUAUCUUCAUCGACGGAGUGGACAUUUCGACAAUUGGUCUCCAGGAACUUCGCUCCAAGAUCAGCAUCAUUCCACAGGAUCCGGCUCUAUUUUCUGGCACCAUCCGCGAGAAUCUGGACCCGCUGGAGGAGUUCACUGACGACGAGAUUUGGACUGCAAUUCGCAAGGGCCAUAUGGAAGAUCUUGUCGAUAAGCCAACACAGACUUGCGAUAUUGAUGAUGAUAUGAGUGGCCCGUGGGUCGAAGGAACAGGUCUGGACAAGUGGGUGGAGGAUGACGGGAAAAACUUUAGCGUCGGACAGUGCCAGCUCGUUAGUUUGUGUCGCGCACUGCUCUGGGAGCGCAAGAUCUUGGUUCUCGAUGAGGCGACGGCAAAUGUCGACACAAGGACCGACCAGACCAUGCAACAUGUUAUCCGUGAGGAAUUCAAGGACUGCACAAUCUUGACCAUUGCGCACCGGCUCAGGACCGUCAUGGACAACGACCGGAUCCUGGUCAUGGAUCAGGGCAGGGUCGCCGAGUUUGACACUCCGGUCAACCUAUUGGCACAGAACUCCCUGUUCAAAAAACCUCGUCGAGGGUAUGGAGUUCAAUGA
Messenger RNA from Linderina pennispora, 1449 nucleotides. RefSeq names its product P-loop containing nucleoside triphosphate hydrolase protein. Gene Ontology annotation, biological process: transmembrane transport. The record is from RefSeq and is a predicted model, not a curated record. The transcript is spliced from 4 exons. The coding region runs from base 1 to 1449 and encodes 482 amino acids. Gene Ontology annotation, cellular component: membrane. NCBI's taxonomy places the organism in Eukaryota, Fungi, Kickxellomycota, Kickxellomycetes, Kickxellales, Kickxellaceae. Gene Ontology annotation, molecular function: ATP binding; ATPase-coupled transmembrane transporter activity; ATP hydrolysis activity.